Mollisia scopiformis is the source of this 1836-nucleotide messenger RNA. RefSeq lists its product as uncharacterized. The record is from RefSeq and is a predicted model, not a curated record. Gene Ontology annotation, cellular component: nucleus. Lineage: Eukaryota; Fungi; Ascomycota; Leotiomycetes; Helotiales; Mollisiaceae. Gene Ontology annotation, molecular function: DNA-binding transcription factor activity, RNA polymerase II-specific; zinc ion binding; RNA polymerase II cis-regulatory region sequence-specific DNA binding. Gene Ontology annotation, biological process: positive regulation of transcription from RNA polymerase II promoter by galactose; DNA-templated transcription. The transcript is spliced from 3 exons. The annotation marks the transcript as partial.
UCUAGGCGGACUACGGUUGCGAGAGCAUGUGUCUUAUGUCAGCGUCGAAAAGUAAAGUGUAACGGACUCCAUCCGUGCUAUAACUGCUGUGCUAGCAAGCAAGAGUGUAUCUACUCUGAAAGACGUCGACGAACGAAUACCACUGACAGGCGAAGAUCUGGGACUGGAACCUUGUUGCAAGAUUACCAGAUUGUAUUCAAUCGUCUCCUUGGUCAAGUCCCAGUGAAGUCUCUUGUUGACUUACCUCGUGAAUCGCUGGUGGAUUUGAUAGUCUCCGAUGGUACAUCUGUGCAGCGGUUGUCUUCCGUUAGCCCUCAUGGCUUGCCACGGCCUGAUCCCUCACCAGUGAGCUCGUCAGCCGAAACGGAGGCUGCUCACAGACUGGAAGCUCUGGAAGAAAGACCACCUGAUGGAUUCGAAUGGGACGAGUCUUCUGACCAACUUUGGGAGAUUGUGGUUGAUGAUGUGAAUGGAUUAGGUUUGGCUCCUAACAAGAAGGCUUCUUUCCUGGGUCUGGCAUCGAUAUCGGUAGCUGUUAAAGUGCUUCUAAAAGCUCUUCCAUCGCCUGUGGUACAAGAUCUGACCAGUACCAACGGUAAGAAUCGAGAUCAUGGAUGGUUCGAUUCGUCUCCAGCAGCCGGACAAUUUGCUAAGUCGCAAGAUGUGUCGUAUCGAGAAGGUCAAAGACUGAUAGAUGCGUAUUUUACACACGUCCACGUGUUUGUUCCUAUGAUCCAGGAGCAGUCGUUUAGAGCAACAUACCUGGCAAACGAGAGGAAAGACUCGCCUUGGCUAGCACUUCUUCAUAUGGUCUUUGCAAUGGGCAGCAUCGCGUCGUCGACAUCAGACUGCGACCAAGAUAUCUACUACUAUCAACGAGCUCGACAGCACCUAGGAUUAGAGAGUCUUGGAAGUGGUCAUAUGGAGACCCUGCAGGCAUUGACACUCAUGGGAGGCCUGUACCUUCAUUAUCGCAAUAGACCAAAUCUGGCAUCAGCACUGCUUGGUGCAGCACUCCGGAUUGCAUGCAGCCUUGGAUUGCACCGAGAAUUCCCAAGUCCUUCUGAUACAUCCAGGGGAAUAGAUAGGGAAAUUAACAGACGGACAUGGUGGUCUAUUCAUAUCUUGGAUUCGUGGGGGUCGACAACUCUGGGAAGACCGCAGACGAGUGAUGAAAAUCGGGUCGAGAUUCCGAAGAAUAUGAUGGAUGAUCGGUUUGGGGAUGCGCCCCCAACGCAGCCCACCAUCUGCUCUCCUCUCAUACACAGCAUAGAGUUUUGCAAGAUUCUCUCUCGAAUACAACGACGGCUUCAGAUGUGCUCGUUUCUUGCCUUUAAGGAGAUCUCCAUUCUUGAUCAGAUGCUUGUGAGCUGGUUUGAGUCACUCCCCUCAUUCAUGAAGCCGCCCAAUCCCUGUCCACCUGAAUUACACGAUGUGCGGACUGUCCUCUCAUGGCGGUACUUAAACAUGCGUAUAAUAUUGCAUCGAGCAGUAAUUCUGGAUACGACCGAAAGACAUCUGUCGUUCUUCAACCUCGGAGUUGAAGAACAAGAGGCAGUGAAGAAAUGUAGAGACCUCGCUGCAGAAUCAAUCUACAGUAUCUCGACGGAGUGGCGGCCAACAAAGAUGUCAGGAUGGAACGCAGUAUGGUUUCUAUUCCAAGCCGUCUUGAUACCGCUGAUGGCGCUCGCAGUCGAAUCAGAAGAGCAUGAAGAUUACCACAAGUGGCAGGAGCAGGUGGUCUUGGUCAUCCAACUAUGUGGUGAGAUGGAUCGAUGGAGUCUUGUUGGGCGAAAGACUCAGCAUGCAGUGCAACGUCUAUACAACGCCAGCAAG